AGGCGCACGAGAGCGCUUCAGACAAAGCCUACUGAGUGAAACCCAUUCCCAUGGUUACUUGUGCUCUUUGAUCGCUUCCAAUCUUGGAGAGGGAAGCAAAUUGUCAAUCUUACUAUACUGGAGUGAUAAUUUUCAGCGCAUCUCUAGCGAAUGGUUUAUUUAAUUUAAAUGUUGUCCUUUUUUAUUCCAUCCGCAGAACUCGGUUGCAGUCGCCUCAAUCCAUUUACCGCUGGCUGGUACGCCUAGCCCCUCUGCGUUGCAAUCUGUUGAUAACUCGACUUGCAAGCUGCAGUUUAUUGUCUUUCGAAAUGGGAAACUCUUUCCUUGCACAGGGAAUUCGUCAAAUCUUGCAGAUGAUGGAAAACGUAGGAGCGUUUCGACACCAGUUGCUUUCACCAAAUUAGAUAGGUGCACCCUCGGGAGCGCGGUGCACUCCGUUACCAUCGCUCUCAGGCACUUCGCGCUGGGUGUAGACCCCACCGCAGCCUAUUGGGAUUUUGACCUGCUAGAUGGGCACGGUGGCUGGCGGGCAGAGGGGUGCCACAUAACAGACUCCCUGGGCAGCACGACCACCAUUCAUUGCACUCAUCACAAUAACUUUGCGGUGCUAAUGGAUCUGAAGAAGGUGCUUUCUUUCCCCCCGUACCCUGGGGAGUUUCUGCACCCGGUCGUGUAUGCCUGCACGGCCGUUAUGUUGCUCUGCCUCUUCGCCUCCAUCAUCACCUAUAUCGUGCACCACAGCACAAUCCGCAUCAGUCGGAAGGGAUGGCACAUGCUCCUCAACUUCUGUUUCCACACGGCUCUGACCUUCACUGUGUUUGCCGGAGGCAUCAAUCGAAUCAAAUACCCCAUCAUCUGUCAAGCAGUUGGCAUGGUGCUACACUACUCGUCCCUCUCCACCAUGCUGUGGCUGGGUGUGAUGGCCCGGAACAUUUACAAGCAGGUGACCAAAAAGCCCCUGCAGCCCCAGGACGGUGACCCGUCUGCCAACACCAAACAGCCCAUGCUAAAUCUACAACCCAGGCCGGCACAGAGAGAGAAGCACAUCCUCAGGUUUUAUUUAGUCAGUGGCGGAGUGCCCUUCAUCAUCUGUGGAAUCACAGCAGCCAUCAAUAUUGAGAACUAUGGCAGUGGGGAGACGGCACCCUACUGCUGGAUGGCGUGGGAGCCCAGCCUUGGAGCCUUCUACGGCCCGGUGGCGUUCAUCGUCCUGGUCACCUGCGUCUACUUCCUGUGUACCUUCAUUCAGCUGAGGCGCCACCCAGAGAGAAAGUACGAGCUGAAAGCCCUGACUGAGGAGCAGCAGAGGCUGGCAUCCAUCACCGACGUGGGUAGGCAUUGUCAUCAAGGGGAAGGGGAGCCCGGAGCCCUGCCACCACCUCCCAAUGGAGGGCACUGCCAUGCUGGCUGCCACUCGUCCACUGCCAUCAACCCCUCUAUGCUGGCCAACGAGCAUUCGUUCAAGGCCCAGCUGAGGACGGCGGCCUUCACCCUCUUCUUGUUCGUGGCCACGUGGGCCUUCGGGGCGCUGGCUGUUUCACAGGGCCACUUCCUGGACAUGAUCUUCAGCUGCCUGUAUGGUGCCUUCUCCGUCACGCUGGGCCUCUUCGUGCUCAUCCACCACUGUGCCAAGCGGGAUGAUGUGUGGCACUGCUGGUGCGCCUGCUGCCCCGGGAGACGCGCCAACCACGGUUGCCACGGCCAUGGUCAUGGCCACACUCGUCCAAAGGUUAAUGUCAAUGGGGAUGCCUUAGGGCAUGGGCACGGGCAUGGGCACUGCCACCUGGAUUCGCCGUGCCCAGGUAAGGCCCUGUUAGGAGGACACACCCACAGUGGCACCUUGGGUCACUGUAAGCAUGGCAGCCUGGCGUCGUCGCAGAACCAUGUGACGUGCCUGCCCGCCGUGGUGCCGUGCUGCGCCGCCCUGCACAGCCAGCAGCUGAUGGAGGAGGAGCCUCCCGCACACGUGCUGCUACACGCUGACUCCGAGGGCUACCGGCCAGACAUCCAUCUGCAUCGAUGCCUGAAGGGCAGCACUAGGACUAAGCCUCGCCACUUCAGCCGUCACCGGCAGGCUGGCACAGGAGGGGGAGGAGGGGUGGGAGAGAGGGAGUACGCCUAUCACAUCCCUACUAGUGUAGACGGAGGCUCUAUCCACAGCUCCCACACAGACAGCCCUCACAGUACGCACGAGCGUCACGGACACAUCUGCCACCUGGCUGCUGCCCCCAACGAAGUGGGCCACCACACUUGCCAAGCGGCAACGGCUCACGAGGCGGCGCUGGCAUGCCACGCCCCCUGCCAUCGGCACGUGCCUUGCUGUGCCAAGGCGGACCUGUUCCCCACUCUGUGCCAGGUGGAGGCAGGCGACACGGGCACCUUUCUGUGCGGCUGUGGCAAAAUAGCCAAUGAGGAGGAUGUGAUCAUGCCUCAUCACCACCUGGAGAUGCACCCGCGCAGACAAUCCUACCCGCAGAACCCGCCACCCAAUCAGAAUGGCAUCCUUAAAGGUGGCCUGCACGAGGGUUUCCUGUACGCAUCAGACAGCACAGGGAAUAUACGCACUGGACCCUGGAAAAAUGAAACUACUGUGUAGUCUAAAGAUGGGGGGGGAUAUAGGCAUCCAUUCCCGCCCCAGCCUCCGUCCCUCCAAUCCUCAACUCACCCCUCCUUUCCUUUCUAGAAACUACAAAAAUGAUUUCACAACUCUUAACAUCACAACUUUUACUUUUUAUUCUUUGCUUGUUUUCACGUGUUCCUUGUCCCAUUUGGGGUGGCAGGGUAGCCUAGUGGUUAGAGCGUUGGACUAAUAACCGGAACGUUGCAAGUUCAAACCCCCGAGCUGACAAGGUAUAAAUCUGUCGUUCUGCCCCUGAAUAGGCAGUUAACCCACUGUUCCUAGGCUGUGGUUGAAAAUAAGAAUUUGUUCUUAACUGACAUGCCUAGUUAAAUAAAGGUAAAAAUUUAAAAUUCACUUGACAGAUUAUCUGACAUUGUCAUAUAAAGAUCCCAAUGACCAGCCAUACAGAACAGAUUUUUCUCCUUCAUAGAGGAAUGUGAGUUCCACGUGCGAGUUACAGUACCUUUUGUCAAAGGUAUUUUUACCACUAUAGUAUGUUAUUAUUAUUAUUAUUAUUACAGAUCUAUCGAGGAUGGAGAUUAUGGAUGUGUGUGUGGAUGUGUGUGUGAACAGAACACCAGUGUUUAUUCUUGCUCAAAGCAAAUGAGAUUGCGUUCUAUUUUGUGAGUCCCUAAAAUGCUCCGACUACUCUCUGACUUGUGUACCUGCAGUACUUCAAGAAGCUCAGUAUCAGUGUUUUAGGCAAACACACCAGCAAUUUAGAGUCAUUGGUAUUUUUGCCAUUUUGAACAAAAAGCAUACUUACUAUAAUAUACUGUGAAUAUCAGUUAGAGAUUUCUUAGUAAUAUACAAAGAUGUCUACUCUCGUCAGAGUUCCGUGGAUGCCGAUACGUUGUGAAAAUGUAAAAAAAAAAAAUACACAUUGGAAAAACCGAAACCACAUUGAGUAUUCUGUUACAGGUUGAUAUUGAAUGUUCUUGUCUGUAUGAUGUCUUACUGUUGUGUUUUUUUUUAGAGCGAAGUGUACAACAACAGUCACAUUGUCAUUGUGUAUAUUUGCGGUGUUGGUGCGAUAGUGACAUCACAUGCCAUGACCAAGCAGCAGCCGUUCCAGGCUCAACCCUUUCCUCUUGCCCCAUUUGAUAUACAGUAAAACCAAGCCAACAUUUUCCAUCUCUGGCAAGGCAUCACAAAAUGGUUGGAGGUUCAUUCAAUGGGUCAUGUCCAAAAUCAAUGCUUAAACACAAUAUUUCAUUUCUUUAUAGGAAACAGAGCAUGCGAGCCUUGUAUGUAGCUUUGUGCUGUGUUUUUGCUUUGUAUAUCAAUGCACAUUUCUUGAAAAACGCCAUCACUUUUGUCUAUGGAGCAGAUCAAGCUGAGUUUGCUUAUAACAUGCCGUGAAACAAACAAUUAUAUUUUUACACGAUUUUUAGUAUCAUUAUGCCAUUAUUAUGGAUGCUCCUGAAACCAUGUUCUGUUAAGGGACAGAGGACAGGGCAGAGAUUCAGUGUUGAACAUUUAACCUUAUACAGGUGGUAUUAUGUAUGGCGGCCCUAAGAGCCAAUUUAUGCUUGAUUCAAAAAAUGUGGUGGGAGGCGCUGUAUGGAUGGUGUGACGCAAUUGCGGAGCCUCUGGAGGCACGCCGAGGCCAAAUUGAGCUCCGUACCACAUAGCCGUGUGCUCCGUAUAGCUCCGCAUUGACAUGAUUCGUUGACGGUAGGCGAGGGCUUAAAUUCCUGUCUAAACACAAACCAACUUCCUUCACAACAGCUCUGCUUUGCGAAGCGCAAGAAGUACGAAUGCCCCUGACUUCCGCAGAGGCCAUAUCACCGUAAAUGCUGCGCGGCCAAUGCAGCCGUCAGAUUGACCACGCAGCGCCUUUUAAGUGGCAAAGUAAUUUAAGAAAAUCUCAUUUGGCCCCCUUAGGGCCACCGUAGUUAUGUUCGGUAUGGAAACCAGUCAUUCCCGAGUGAGAGAGAACUGACAAGGUUAAUAGAGAAACAAUUCCCUACCUACAAGAAUACAGCAACUCCUGCCUGGCCAAAACCACCUUGGCGUGCCACACCGUCCAUCCAUCUUGUGCACUCUUGUCUAUGUCCAUAGAAUUGGUUCUGAUGAGUUCUUUUUUUAUAUACAAGAUUUAAAAUGUUAAAAAGAGUAAAUAAAUAUAUAUGUAAUGAAAAUGUAUGGGAAAGACCUCUUAAUGUUAAUGCUCAGUAUCUGAGUUUAGAAAUGUAAUUUGUUCUUGGUGCAUUUUUCCGUUUGCUUGUAUUUUUGUUCUGAUCUUUCAUAAAGGGUAUGCGGACUGGCCAUAUAUUUUGUUAUAUUUGACACAUAGAUGCACUAACCGCUAUGGGAUACCGGGACUUCAUGUCACACACGGUCAACUGUGAUUCAAUUGUGAUCUGAAUUCAACAAGGGACUUGAUUUUAGAAAGAAAUGUUAGAAUUUCUGAAAAGAGAGCAUUUUUAGAUGUACAUACGUAAAAGAAAUAUUUCUGAUUUUGGAAGACAAACACUGACCAGUAGCAAAAUGAGCCGCCAUGAGACUUCAAGACUAUGUCAGACGAAUAUCGAUGCUGUGUAACAGUUUCACUAAAUAAACCUAACAUCCUUGGUAUUCUUAAAUCAUCCCUGCAUUAAACAUGUCUAUGAGAGACUA
This is a messenger RNA of Oncorhynchus kisutch (coho salmon), 5242 nucleotides long. RefSeq names its product adhesion G protein-coupled receptor A1a (gene adgra1a). The record is from RefSeq and is a predicted model, not a curated record. Gene Ontology annotation, cellular component: postsynaptic density; glutamatergic synapse; plasma membrane. NCBI's taxonomy places the organism in Eukaryota, Metazoa, Chordata, Actinopteri, Salmoniformes, Salmonidae. The transcript has 8 exons. Bases 611 to 2596 code for a protein of 661 amino acids. Gene Ontology annotation, molecular function: G protein-coupled receptor activity. Gene Ontology annotation, biological process: cell surface receptor signaling pathway; G protein-coupled receptor signaling pathway.